AUGGAAAAGUCGUUAGAUUCCCAUUUAGAGGACAUGUAAGUCUAUUAAGUUAUGUGUUUAGCAAAAAGUAGAAAAAUAUGUUUAAUUUUUCGUAUGUAUUUUUUAUUCUAGCAUGUCAGAACAUGGAGUUAUCGGAGUGCUUUGCAGUGAUCAGCAAGGGUUAGCACUUUCAGGUCAGUUUGACCCUCUAAUGCUUGAUCUUUUAUGAGCUAACGUUUUCUAGACUUUAGAUUUCUAAUGAGUAUUAAUUCCACAUAUAAAUGUGUUGAAAUGGUUGUACAAAUUUGGCUUUAUUGGCAUUAAUCUUAUGGAACGUACAUGGUAUAUUCUUUUGGAAAACUAAAUAAUGCGAGUUUUAAGUCACUCCUGCGUCAUGUGACUACUGUUCGAUCUUUGACCUUGUAGUACAACUGAAUGGUGAGGCUACAGAGUACUCCGACUACAGUGUGUCUAACCUUGUCACACCACUAUUCAGAUUUUGUUUUAGCUGGUGUUUAAUUUGAAGAUUGACUUAAAGUACUUUUACCCAAAACAGACCUUCUUAUUAAUUCACUUGCUGCAAGUUAUUGAUUGUGUGGCAUUCUUUGGAUAAGUGUCAGGACUAGCUCAGCAGAGGCCAUGGGUUGAAAUCCUGUUAAGUCCUGAAAUUUUUUCAAGUUAAUUUGCAAUUGCUUAAAUCGCAAUUACCACUGUGACGAUCAUAUCUUUAUUUAAAUUGGUUUUAGGACUACAAUGUAGCUCAGUUAGCACUUGUUCAUGUAGGAGGUCAUACAAUGUACAAGUGUAGGUAUGAUUCCCUGGGUUGGACUGAUACUCAGGGUCUCAAAGUAUUUAAGAAAUGAAGGAAUGCAGACAUCUAGACCUUCCGUAGCUUGGAUGAACUCGUAAAAUGGCAGUCAUAUCUCAGUGCAGUAGAUGAUGCAAAAAUAAUGUCCUUCAUAAGUUUACUUUUGUGUCAAAGUGCACUGAAACCCCAUUUACACGCGCUAAAAAAAUCGGCACGGCACGCCAAAUUUUUGGCACUGUGCUGACGAUUUUAAGGCAUGGUUCUCCCAAUUUUUGACGUGUAAACGUAUCGGUUCCAAAUGUAAUGUGGCACCAGUGCUCAAAAUUUUAGGGGUGUCAGGUAGUCUCGGCAUGGGUAAACGAGGCACAUUGCCAAAAAUUUGGCGUGCCGUGCUGAUUUUUAGCAAGUGUAAAUGGGGUUUAAAACACCAAUAAGGUGCAUUUAAGUGACUUUUUAGGCAAACAAGAGAGAUACCCAUCUUUGACUGUUCUAAAAAUAAACUGCUUAUUGACUCUUUAUUAUGCUUACUCUAGUAAUUGGUGUUAUCAUCAUUUGAGCUUGAUUAUUUUGAUUGUCAAAUUUAUUACCUUGGAUAAUUAUUUAGCAAUUGUCAAGUAAUACCGAGUUGUUAGUGUGGUUUCCAGCGACAAAUGUGAUUGAUUUGUAACAUACUGAUCUAGGUGGCCUUGUUUCGGGUGUCACUUACAAACAAUCCUCUUGAAUUUUACUUGUACAGCUAAAGGUACAGCAAAUCCCAUGUACUCUGGCCAUGUUAGCUCUCUAGUGGAAAAUGCAAGGAAGCUAUACCCAAAUAAAGAACCUCAACCAGUCAUUUGUUUAGAAUCAGAUGCUUGGUAAGUGGAUAUUAAAGCAAGGCUGGGCUUCAAGAGAAGCCACAAGUUAACCUUUAGCAAAACACUGGUUAAUUGUAAUAAAAUUGUAAUUUGUUUACCAAGGGAACACUUAAGAGUUCUUAAGAACUCGUUAAAAUGUGUCUGUAUGUUCCAGAUUGAAUUGGAAUUUGGAAGUGUUGGUUUUAAGGAGAGGGGAAAACCUGAGUACCUGGAGAAAAACCUCUCAGAGUAAGGGAGAGAACCAACAACAAACUCAACCCACAUAUGUUUAAUCUAGAAAUUAGUCAAAGUGGGUCGUAUGUCCCAUGCUACAUGGCAUUUUAAAUUGGGUCAUUUCAAAAAUUGUCUGGGUCAAACUAUUGUACUGAAACUUUGAACAACCGACAUCUUCAUGCUUUCAGGUUCAAUUGCCAUUCUCUUUUACAUGAAAAUGAACCAAGCAUUUGUUGCUGUUUCAUAAUGAAACAGCAAAAGAACAAAUGCAGCAUGAAUCAAUUGGUGAAGAAAUAACAAAUGUUAAAAUGUAGUUCCAGUCUUCACCGUGCAAAGGAAGUUCGUGUUCGAUAGCCCGGGGCUAUUGGAUUUUGCUAUUGGGCUGGUGAUUUUUGUUGUUAACUUGCCCGACGGGCAAGUGCUGUUUUUUGGGGAAAUUCAAAUUACAGAAGGAUUGUAAUCAAAGGAUGAUUAGUUUUUCCCAAAACCCCGAACAACUUUACUGAACACCCGAUCAUGUACGAUCGAUGUCGAACGGGUUUACCGUCCGACAUUUUGACUAAAACAAAUGAGGGGCUCAGAAAGUAUUAGCGCAAGAAUGUCUGACACAAAAACUAAUCGUAAGCACAUAGCCUGAAACGAGUCAUUCUGUUCGCUCAUUUCAGGUUAGUAAGCACACCUAUUUUUCUAAAUUUACUUUUAUCAUUGCCUGCUUCUUUGAAAGUACUUAUAAUUAUAUGAAGUAACAUUUUUUUGCAUUAGUAUGACUCCAUGAUAAUUUCAUUAUGCAUCAGAGUAGAACAUUCAAUGUCAGUGAGAAAAAAAUGCUGCCCAAAUUGAAUACUGGCUUUGUACAAAAAGUGUCUUAGUAAAAGACAGAAUCUACUUGGAUCUGAUCACAGCCCAUAUUUGCACAGCCCAGUAAAGGGGGUGGGGGCAUAGAUGUAUAGAAGAGAGAAGCUGGGUGUGGGGAAUUCAAUAUUGUGUUAUCCCUUUUAAUGUAUAUCUUUGGCAUCUUCUCCUCUUCUCUUCUCUAGAGGAACUUAAAAUGCAGUUUUUUUGGUUAUUGUAUUUAUGUAGGGGUGUAUGCAAGAAAGUCCUAAGCGACUUUUUGGUUGAAAUUUUAAGAAACAUGAUUGAUUUAGUGUACAUUGAACAUCAUCACAUUAUGUUAGUUGUUUUCAAAACUUUAACUGUCAUUGGCUGAAUAACCAUCAAAAUUCAUUAACUGAAUUCACACAUAUCCUCAGGGUCUUGGGAUCCAAGAUUUGACCAAAAUAUGGUACGCGGUUUGGGAAAAUGCAGCAUAUCUUAGCAGGAAAUGGGAUUUUACAGCUACCCAGGAAGCUGGAUAACUACCCUGGGAUUUGCCAGAAUUUAAGCAUGGGAUGCAGGAUUUUCGUAGACUAUGAGUAGUCCCCCAUUUUUCCUCAGGGAUAGUAGAGCGAGCGAAUUGCAAGCGCGCGUGAAAAUCACCCCUACUGUCCCUGAGGAAAAAUGGGGGACUACUCAUAGUCUAGGAUUUUCUUGCCUGUUUGUGGGGAAUUGGGGAAACCAUACGUAUAAGCUACAAACAUGAAUCAAUCAGGUGCGCAUUAAGUGGUGUCUCCCUUCAAACGAAGUCAUUAAUUUCCCUUUGCAGUUUUUUGAAUUUAUUUUAUUGUUUUUGCAAACAAAAUGUCAGGAAUUUGGGAAAGCAAUGAAAAAAAUAGCGGGGUGCGUGAUUGUCGUGAAAAAGGAGCAGGAGUGUGGCGUCAAUGCCCCCUUUUCCAGACCCUGUUUCCUGUGAAAACCUGUAUGGCAAACUGAUCAGCAAUUAUUAUUUCUCACACUGGCAGGCUGCAAUUUUUCUUUGUGUCUUUGUUUGUGUUGCUGUAAUUUCAAAAAAAUAAUGAUAAUGUAAAGAUACAAAAAAAUAGUCAUGAUAAUGAUAAAAUAAUAAUACAUGUAAUGUAUGGAUUCUCUUGAGAAGUUAAAAAGUUUCUCUAUUUGUUAAGAGAAAUAUCAAGACACAGGAAAACAAAACUAGUUCUGUGAUGACAAGUUAAUGAAGUGUGAUAGUUACAUGUAUCUAUAAUUUAUGAUCUCACAUUUUUUUUGUCAUUUACAUUAAGCUGUCAAUUUUUGCCGACCUCUAUGUACACGUACAGUCAAACCUUUAAACCCCUUUAAGUCCCAAAAGUGAUGAGUAUCAAUUUUCUCCUAACGAUAUUAAUACACAACCAAGACAGAAUUGAUAAAAUAAUCACCUAAGAGAAAAAGCUUUGAUCCUCUACCAAAUUCUCUCAACUUAUUCUUUAUGACAAUGUAUAGAGAUCAGUUUGGAGAAUUUGUAUGUGAAUGGUGGUCACCUUUGUGGAAAAGCCAUGUGGAAUGCCUUUUACAGCUUUAACCACUAAUGUAAAUCAACAAAAGAAUUUUGUGAUAGAAAGUAAAAAGAAAUUUAAGCCUGGUUGGGGGGGGGGGGGUUAGGGUUGGGAAGGAGGGGAUUGUGGUUCUGAGGCAAGCAUUAGAAUUAGCUGGGUUAUGGUGUACAGGGUACAGGAGGUAGGCAAGGGGCUGAAAGGAGUUGAUUAUUCUCUCCAUUGUUCCUCUGCUUUCAAAUCAAAGAUUGAAACUACGAGAAAUACCGAGCGAAAAAAAAAACGUGCACUCUGGGCUAUACAGUCGACUGGGGUAAGGGAGAGAAAAUAAGACAUUACAUAGUAAGAGCUUGGGGGAAGGGGGCGGGUAGUCCUGGAAAAUUUUGAUGGGGCUGUACAGCAUCCGAAUGAUCCGAUCAGAGACCAAUAUGAGAUUUUCCCUGCACUAUUUCAGAGUCAAGAAAUAAUUAUUUGAUAAUAAAAAACAUACCCGAUUCCAGAUCGUAGCUCCAUAUAACAAUAAAUUACCCUAGAUUUUAAAAAAGUCUAUACUCCAUUUCUCACCAAAAGGGCUUAAUGAAACCACACCCUUUCUGCACGUACGUAGAUACUUUAUAUAAGCGUACACCUUCUCUCACCCCACCUCCCCACGGACUCCUCGGGACCUAAGACCUCAGAGUUGCCUGGGAUCGUUGGGAGGUCUCAAAUCAAGGGAAACUGUAUUCAUGUGACCGCUUAAUGUAGAUUCCCUUACACGGUGUUUUCACCCUUCUUUUUCAGUAAUUUGUUUAUCAGAUCUGAAGGGAAUGUCACCAUUGCUAUCCACAAGGUGCCGUCAUGA
Porites evermanni is the source of this 5058-nucleotide messenger RNA. The record is from the annotation of a GenBank genome assembly. Lineage: Eukaryota; Metazoa; Cnidaria; Anthozoa; Scleractinia; Poritidae.